UCUCUGCGACAGAGGGAGGUGUGAAGUCGCAGUACUGAUGAAUGAGUGUAUUUGUACUCUGUCCCCGUGUUUACUUUAUCGUGUUAUAACUGGGGCCACCGUUUCACUGUGGCAGGAGUUCUUUGGUAUGAAUACAAGUAAUCCUAUUUUGACGCAUUGACUUACAUUUGUACAGAAAAUACCAUUAUUAUAGCUCUAUGUUGACUACAGGCAUGUUUAUUCACCUGCGCAUGUCUAAUGUGGAUAUAUUGGGCUCUACCUGAAGUAACCAGAUCAUUAGGAGGGAAGGCAGCAAUACCACAACAUAGGAAUCAAGUGCUCACCCACAGGAUUGACAGCGGUUCACGCUUUACCCAGUCAUAUUGUGUGCAUCUGCCGGGACUGGUGGGAGGACGUCGGUACUGACUGCAGCACAUUGCGAUGCAGUGAGGGAGAAAUAAGGAUGCGAUGCCUGUGUGAGCUGCACGCCUGAGGACUCAGCAGCAGCAGCAGCAGAGUGGCAGGGAGGUGCUGCUGGAGUUUAUGCGCACACCUCUGGAGGCUGCUGCCGAAGAGGGCCGAGGUGUCUCUGCAGCGCCGCAGCUUUUCACAGGGAUACCGUCUCGAUACGUGACUUCGAGCCCAAAGCUGCCCUGGCUCGGGAUCUGAGAGGGAGGGAGGGAGGGGGGUAGCGCGGCACCCCGCCCGUCUCUCCUCAUUUGGACUGCAGGGAUAACGACCUAAACCGUGAUAUCCCCGCGCAGACACCACUGAGCAGGUGCUGGUGGCAGCGCUGUCAUCAUCCGUUCACCGCGUCUUCCAUCCCGCACCUCUGCGCAAAAGGUCCCCCUUGCUGUUGGAUAACAUGCAAGGACCAAAAAGACAAUGAUGGACCCUCUGCAUCAAGAGAAUAAACGCAUCACUGCUGAGGCUCGCAGAUGGUUUUUGUCAUCAGCCCCUUCAAAAGUUUUCUUCAAACAUGAGAGUUCCAGUUGAGUCAACGUAGAGAAAUCACUUCAACAACCAGCCUAGUCAAUAAGAAGCUCCAUCUCAUCUCCCCCUCGUCAGGGGCCGUCUCAGCAGCUCUUUUUACUUCUGGUUGUUGCUCCUUUACCAGCCGUUCAUCAUGCGUCCCUCCCUUGCCACAGCUGUCCUACCGCCCAGGACCCGUUCCCACAAUCCACCCAACCUUGCAGUCGGGGGCCGUGAACACCUGUCAGCGCCACGGAGGCGCAGUCCACAUCUCCGACAUACACUGAGUCCGGAAAACCUUCGAACUUUGGCAGAGAGGGGCGGAGCCUCUGUUGACACUGUGUCUGUUGUCAGCAGUCCCAUUGGACUUCCACGAGCUAACAGUGACACUGAUCUGGUGACCUCCCAGAGCCGGUCCUCGCUUACGGCAUCCACUUUGGAGUACACGCUGAACCGUGGCCAGAACCUCGUCAUUUCCUGGGAUAUCAAAGAGGAAGUGGAUGCUACCGACUGGAUUGGGCUGUACCACAUUGAUGAGACCAGUCCGUCCAACGUGUGGGACUGUAAAAACAGAGGGGUGAAUGGCACACAGAAGGGUCAGAUCGUUUGGAGGCUGGAGCCGGGGCCCUAUUUUAUGGAGCCUGAGACGAAGAUCUGCUUCAAAUACUACCACGGAGUGAGCGGGGCCCUCAGAGCCACGACACCCUGCAUCACCGUGAAGAACCCAGCUGUCCUGGCGGAGGGGCUGUCAGAACAGGUGGGCGUUGAACAUCCGAGAAAACUGAUCAGCUUUACUUUGACCGAUCUCCGUGCAACCGGCCUAAAGAAAGGGAUGUUUUUCAAUCCUGACCCGUACCUGAAGAUGUCCAUCCACCCCGGGAAGAGGAGCGUCUUCCCCAUCUUCAGUCAUCACGGACAAGAACGACGAUCAGCCAUCAUCGCUAACACCACCAACCCCGUCUGGCAUGGAGAGAAAUACACAUUUGUAGCACUAAUGACAGACAUCCUGUACAUCGAGGUAAAAGACAAGUUCGCCAAAAGUCGACCAAUCAUUAAGCGCUUUCUUGGCCAGCUUACCAUCCCUGUGCAGAGACUUAUCGAAAAAAUACCAGGAGUCCAGCCUGUAAGUUUCUCCCUGUGUAGGCGCCUGCCCACUGAACAUGUCAGCGGACACUUGCAGUUCAAAGUGGAGCUCACAUCGACUGGACCUGACGGUGCCUCCCCUGAUUCAAUCAUUGGCAUGUCAUCAUUGAACGGAGCUCCAGGGACUCCAUCAGACGAUGAAGACCUGCCUCAUCACCUUCCAGGAGUAAAUAUUGCAGGAGUGGUCUCUGCUGGUCCGUCUCCAACCGGCUCACAGGGUUCACAGGGUAUGUGGGAAGGCGGGGCAACGGCCUGUACAGAGAAGGACUUUUCUCUUAUUGGAGCUGAGGCAAGAUAUGUAGACGCUGAAAGCCUGUCAGGCCAUGAGACGCUCCAUAGGUCACUCAUUGAGGGCCUGGAUGCUAUUGAGGCACCCAAAGGUCCUGGUGAAAGACCUAUGGGUGCGGCUUCACCUAGACUGCGUUCUAGCUUCCCCACAAACACCAGGCUCAGCUCCAUGCUGCACAUCGAUUCAGACGAGGAUGACGAGAGGUCGGGGGCCAAUGACAUCACUCCCGUGCCGCUGUCACCGUUGCUGAUGAAUGGAGAGCCUCCGCAAGUCCACGAUGAGGACGACCCAUUUCCUGAGAUCCACCAGGAACCUGAGCAGCUGGAUUCCUCGGUGCUGCUGGAGGAGCCGGGGGGCGCAGGCUGUGCAGCAAUUGACUUACCCCCUGAUUUAGAGGUGGCUUUGGCGAUGGGGGCAGGUCUGGACUUUGACGACGUUUUGGAGCCGGACGUCUUUUCUGAAGUGGACGAGACUCCUUUCACAGAGGCGGUGUCCCAUAAUCCUUUGCCAGAGGGUGGAGAAGUUCCUGAGGAAGGAAGGGGGCCUCUUGAGGACCCCUCCUCAGAGAUUGACACCUGCUCUAUGGCAACAGCCCAGCAGACUGUUGCAUCAUCCUCAGAGAGCUGUCCAAUCACACUGACGACAGCUGUGGAAACGGAGGAGGGGGCGGAGACAGCCAUCGAUCCUGGGGGAGAUGUCGUCUCUAGCAUCCCACCGACCACUCAGGCUGUGGACGAUGAGGGCGGUGGGCAGGUCAGCGGUGGACAGGUCAGCGGUGGACAGGUCAGCGGUGGACAGGUCAGCGGUGGGCAGGUCAGCGGUGGACAGGUCAGCGGUGGACAGGUCAGCGGUGGGCAGGUUAGCGUCACUGAGGCUGCAGGAGAAGCUCCUCCAUCCAGCGAGCCAGCCCAAGCCCAGGCAGAGGAGGUCAGCGUGAGGAGGCUGAGCAUGCAGGCUUCUGGGGGUGUGGCUGAAGAACUGGAUGGAGUGGUGUCAAAGCCACAGGAGGAGGCGGGGUCUGCAGAUUCUGAGCAAGUCACCACGGAAACAGAUGGGGAAGACGGUUCCCCUGUAAAUGGCCACCCUGUACGUUCGCUUCCUUCUGUGCGUCAUGACAUCCACCGAUACCAGCGUGUGGACGAGCCUCUACCUCCCAAUUGGGAGGCUCGGAUUGACAGCCACGGCAGGAUCUUCUUUGUGGAUCACGUGAACAGAACCACCACAUGGCAGCGUCCCACCGGACCUCCUGCCCCGCAGGGCCUGACCCGAUCUAACUCCAUUCAGCAGAUGGAGCAACUCAAUCGCAGGUACCAGAGCAUCAGGAGGACCAUAACCAACAGUGAUCGGACAGAGGAGCCUCCUGCUGAGCCUCCUGAACCAGAAGGUGAUCUGAUGCCUCACUCCAUUUCUGAGUACAGACGAGAAAGUGCAGUCGCUCACUCCAGUGGUCGCUCGCGGCUCUCCCUGCUGCUGCAAUCACCCAGCGCCAAGUUCCUUUGCAGCCCCGACUUCUUCACCGUGCUGCAUUCAAACCCUAGUGCCUACCGCAUGUUUACGAGCAACACCUGCCUGAAGCACAUGGUCAGUAAGGUGCGCCGGGACGCUCAUUAUUUUGAGCGCUACCAGCACAACCGCGACCUCGUCACCUUCCUCAACAUGUUCUCCAACAAGCAGCUGGAGCUUCCCCGGGGCUGGGAGAUGAAGCACGAUCAUACUGGCAAGCCUUUCUUUGUGGAUCACAACUGUCGCUCAACGACCUUCAUCGACCCCCGGCUGCCCCUCCAGAGCUCUCGCUCCACUGGGCUCCUGGCCCACCGCCAGCACCUGAGCCGCCAGCGAAGCCACAGCGCUGGGGAGGUGGUGGACGACUCUCGCCAGGCCAACCCGCCCGCCAUGCCCCGCCCCUCCAGCACUUUCAGCGGCUCAAGAAGUCAGUACCCGGACGUGGUGCCUGUGGCAUACAACGACAAGAUCGUGGCGUUUCUGCGACAACCAAACAUUGUUGAGAUCCUGCAGGAAAGGCAACCUGAGCUCGCCAGGAACCACUCGCUCAAGGAGAAGGUGCAGUUUAUACGCAACGAGGGGGUCAGCGGAUUGGCUCGUCUCUCCAGCGACGCUGACCUCGUCAUGCUGCUGAGCUUAUUUGAAGAGGAGGUGAUGUCAUACGUACCGCCAUUACUCCACCCCAGUCACUGCCUCUCCUCUCCUCAGAGCUCCCCUGGCACCCAGCGAGCAAAUGCUCGUGCCCCUGCUCCCUAUAAACGAGAUUUUGAGGCUAAACUGAGGAAUUUCUACCGAAAGCUGGAGACCAAAGGUUACGGACAGGGACCGGGGAAAGUGAAGCUCAUCAUACGCAGGGAUCACCUCCUGGAGGACGCCUUUAACCAGAUCAUGUGCUACUCUCGUAAAGACCUGCAGAGGAGUAAACUUUACGUCAGUUUUGUGGGCGAGGACGGGCUGGACUACAGUGGACCCUCCAGAGAGUUCUUCUUCUUGGUGUCCAGAGAACUGUUCAACCCGUACUAUGGUCUGUUUGAAUAUUCAGCCAAUGACACGUACACGGUCCAGAUCAGCCCCAUGUCCGCCUUCGUAGACAACCACCAUGAAUGGUUUCGCUUCAGUGGGCGUAUCCUGGGUCUGGCUCUCGUUCAUCAGUACCUGCUUGAUGCCUUCUUUACACGACCCUUCUACAAGGGCCUUCUUCGCAUCCCGUGUGACCUGAGCGACCUGGAGUUCCUAGACGAGGAGUUCCACCAGAGCCUGCAGUGGAUGAAGGACAACGACAUUGAAGACAUGCUGGACCUCACCUUCACUGUCAAUGAGGAGGUCUUUGGACAGAUUACAGAGAGAGAGCUGAAGCCGGGCGGUGCUGGUAUCCCCGUGUCAGAGAAGAACAAAAAGGAGUACAUAGAGCGAAUGGUCAAGUGGCGUAUAGAGAGAGGAGUGGCGCAGCAGACGGAGAGCCUGGUCCGAGGCUUCUAUGAGGUGGUGGAUGUGCGCCUUGUGUCCGUGUUUGAUGCCAGGGAGUUGGAGCUGGUGAUUGCGGGCACUGCAGAGAUCGACCUGGCAGACUGGAGGAACAACACAGAGUACAGAGGAGGUUACCAUGACAACCACAUAGUGAUUCGCUGGUUCUGGGCAGCUGUGGAGAGGUUCAACAAUGAGCAGAGGCUGAGACUACUGCAGUUUGUGACGGGCACCUCCAGUAUUCCCUAUGAGGGGUUUGCCUCUUUACGGGGCAGCAAUGGACCUCGGAGAUUCUGUGUGGAGAAGUGGGGAAAAAUCACCUCUUUACCCAGGGCUCACACCUGCUUUAAUCGCCUGGACCUCCCCCCGUACCCGUCCUUCUCCAUGCUCUAUGAGAAGCUGGUCACUGCUGUGGAGGAGACCAGCACGUUCGGUUUGGAGUAACGUCAUAUCAGCUUUCACACAGGUUUACCUUUGGAGACAGAACAAUCUGGAAAUCCACCAUUAAGACUUAAAAGAGACCUGGAAAAAUAAAACUAAUAUCCUCAAAAGGCAACUAACCCCUCCUGUGGAUAACUCUGCUGUGUUUUUAAGCUGGCUUUUUGUCACCCAGCAUGCAAGCUUCAAUCGAUUCUCUGCCUUUCUCUCUCAUAUCAAACAGAAGCCGAUGACAUGAGCACGGUUUAGAAGAAAGGCAGAAAAUCAGAGGUCGGUUUGAAAAGCUCUGUAGUACAAUUUCUUGUUUUCAUGGUUACCUUUGUUCAUGGAGCCACAUGUGUGCUUUAUCUCUUCAGUUAAUGGCCUUGUUUACUGGAUUUCUAGCACCCCCCUCCUCCUCCUACUCCGGACUGCACCUCAGAGACAGCUGCUCAAAAUCCACUAAGCUCCCUUCUCCCUCUCUGGACCUCUAAACUGUGUCCUCUCUGCACUGAGGCUGCGUCAUUAUGAACUAUAAUACACACACCGAUCACCUUUGCACAAAACACACACAAAUAUGGAACAUGCUCUUUUUUUUAAAUGAUGCAAACUUGUGUUUCCCUUAAUAUUUUUCUAUCAGAAUGGAAAGAAAUUACAUUUUAGAUGUGACUUUUAGACGUUAGCUGGAGGAGGGGUUACACUAGUUUGCACAAAUACAUGAUCACACACACAAACAUAGAGAAGAUAUAAAAAAAAAACUUGUUUUAAGAGUGAAAAGAUUCUUCUUGCACCGUUCUGAUUCCUAAAAAAAGGAAAACUUCUAAAAACAAACUGUAGUGACGUUCAUGGACAGUGUUAGCAACACGUUCUAAUGAUGGCAGGUUCUGGUCAGGACUGUUACCGUACAUGAUGCCACAUCAGAGCUCUUAGGACUCAUCUGAGACAUAAAGCCAUGUUUCUGCAUUUACUCAACAAAUAGUUUGCUUAAUACAUACAGUAUUACAGCAUUAGCAUCGAUGCUGUGAUAGAACUUUCUUACAAUGUAACUCUCACUACAGAAUACAAAUACAUUCACUUACAGUUAAAUAGAAGUGCAGGGUUCCUGUCGUUGAACAGUUCCACACAUUCAUCAUGAGCAAUAGAGGCAUUUUCUCACACUGACAGAUGAAGCCCGCUCAUAACUCUGACACAGCGUCCUUCUCACUGAUCUAAUCGCCUCCCACCUCAUGAAAGUGAUGAAUGUACCAAAUAAGUGACUGAAUGUAUGAACCUCAAGCAACUGUGUUUUGCCCUUUGAGGAAGAUUUGAAGAAGAGGAAACACAAAGUUUGAAGCAGAGGGGGAGGAAAUCAAAGGUGACAGUUGCUUGAGAAACGGGGACGCGUUCCACUCUACGUUGGCACCGCGAACAGGCCUUGAGAAGAGCUGAAAGGACAUAAGCCUGGAGUCACCCAGGUUGCUAGUUUCUGGUGCAUUGGUGGGACCUUUUUUAGUGCCUCUUUGGUUUUCCUGACCGUGAAGUGAAAUUUCAUAAGGGAAGCUGUUUUAUUUCCUGUACAAGUUUGACCAGAUCCAUGUGACCCACAAAUCAAAGAUGGAGAAGGAGCUGCUGUUAAAUUCUCACACAGAUAUCAACUGCACGGGGCAGUAACGUGUGCUCUUAUUACUAAACUACAUUUAUAGCAAAGAACUGGUAAUUUUGUCCUCCGUGAAUGACCUGUCCUGGUGUCAAAAUUAUGUUUAAGGAACAAGAAUCAGCCAUUAGGGCUCAGUGGAUAUCGUACUUUAGAACUAUUGGCAUACAAGUCCAUGCCAGACAAUAGUUUUGUCUUGAAAGCAUGUGAUAGAACAUUUCUCUAACUCUUAAGUGCACGACCCAAACCCUGAGGACCCUCACACACUUUCUUACAUGCACACAAACACACCCUCUAAUACACAUACUUCUUUUCUAUGGGGUGCAUGCAAGAUUACACCUACUGUACAGAGUCCUGUUGGAGUUUGACCACAGGGGCUGGAAUAGAGACAGAGAGCUUCACAGACUUUCCUAUCCCAGCCCCCCCUCUCCCAGUCCAAUACUGCAUGCGGGAUCUCCUCUGUCAGCUCUGUGAGCUGUGCUGGGGCAGAAACCCCUAGAUGGCGUUGUGUACUAGCUCGAUAUUGCAUGCUGAAAUAGUGCAACACACUGUCCUUACUAGCUUUUUUUGCAUGAGGAUUUCGCUAUCCAUUCAGAAAAAGGGGUGAGGAAGCUGGUCAAGUUGUGUCACUUUGGUUGUGGCGCUCACUUGAGGCAUGUGUCCUUAUGCUUACCUGGCACUGUCAUACCCUGAGUGUUAUGCUCAUGGGAGCAGGAUGUAGGGAAUAGGUGCUUUAGUCACUUAGUUUUUGCUCUGGAAUCUGACAACGUGUGAAUGCUGUAGUUUGUUUUCUCUAUGACAGUGUAACGGCGAGUAUUUCGGCAGCAUGUUUCAAAGAUGUUGUUACUUUCACAUGUGCGUGUCUGCCUAUCUUAGUAAUAGGUUGAUGGUUAUGGUUCGUUGCUGGUGGAUCAGUGAUGAAUCAAUAGGGCUGUUUUGAUUUUGUGAAAUGUGAGAGCACAUGUAAGUGUACCAUGUGUGCGGUCCUGUUUGUCUCUUUGUAUAUAAAUGUAUAUGUAUGUCUGUCCUCGUGUGUGUGUAUAAAUAUAUAUUUUGCACCGAAUGUACCAAAGGUUUGGGGCUUGCAAAGUCAACCAUUAGGCCUGCUCUCUGUUUCAGUCUAACACUCACAUCCCACCUGUGGCUUCUGCCAAACCCUUACAGAGAUCCCUCAUGUUUGCUUGAAGGGCAUAUUCGUGGCAUGAACAACAAUGCUUCACAUUAGGAUAGAGCUCAUUCACCUGGUCAGUGGGAUGUUUUCUGCUGCAGAAGACGCAAAGAUUGAUGACUUGCUUCACUUUCAAAUGAAGACAGCUGAACAUCUCAUUUUUCCUAGAUCAUUUCUGACAGGACCCGGCUCCAGUUUUCAGAAUUCCACUCUAUGCAAAGCUCCUGUAUGUGUGUCUCCAUCUCACCCCAAUGAUUGUAAUAAAAGAGAAAAUAUGGCAAAUUUUGAUUAAUGAUA
This is a messenger RNA of Notolabrus celidotus (New Zealand spotty), 8865 nucleotides long. RefSeq names its product HECT, C2 and WW domain containing E3 ubiquitin protein ligase 2a (gene hecw2a). Gene Ontology annotation, molecular function: ubiquitin-protein transferase activity; protein binding. Bases 1106 to 5794 code for a protein of 1562 amino acids. The record is from RefSeq and is a predicted model, not a curated record. NCBI's taxonomy places the organism in Eukaryota, Metazoa, Chordata, Actinopteri, Labriformes, Labridae. The transcript has 31 exons. Gene Ontology annotation, biological process: regulation of dendrite morphogenesis.